UGGAAAUACUGUGAGUGAUAAUUAACAUUUUGUAGGGCUUUUUUGUGCUGUAGGAUCAUGGUAGCAAUGAUAAACACCGGGGAAGUUGAUGAAGACAGACCGGAGGACCUCCCAAAGGAAACAAAAGUCUAUUCUCUGGAAAUUCUUAAAAUAAUCAAGGAAGCUCAGCAACAACAUGGCCUUCGUCAUGGUGACUACCAGAGAUAUAGGGGCUACUGCUCGAGACGUCUUAGGAGGCUGAGAAAAGUCCUGAAGGUGCCGCAAGGGGAUAGAAGGCACUUUAAACGCAGGGAUGUCACCGUUGGCAUGGUACAUGAUGAUAAGUUCCUUCAGGUUCCUCUGACAAUGGCUGAACGUGCCUGGAGCUAUGCUAUGCAACUUCGUAUUGAGGCUAAUACUGAAUCCAGGAAGAAGUUUCAUCUCAUCUCGCGACUGAGGAAGGCUGCUGCUUAUGCUGUCCAACUUCAAGAGUUGAUUGAAAAAGUAAACUGCGAUGCUAGAACAAAGCUGGAAGCUCAAGCUUACGUGGCAUGGAUGCAGGGAUCCCUCGAAUUCGAGUGCCAGCUCUGGAAAGAGGCAAUGACAAAUCUCAAAAAGGCCCAAGUUGUAUACGGUGAGCUUGCAUCAGCCCUCCCAGAGUUAGAACAGAUGAUCUAUAAAGCACGAGUAGAGGAAUUAGCCCCGAGCCUGCGUUAUUGUGCCUACAAUGUAGGUGACACAUCAGCAAUCGACGAUUUGAUGCAGAUGAGAGGACAGUUGAGCAACGAAUUGGUAGCGAGCCUGGACAGUCUAAUGGCACAGACGCGUGAGAAGCAGUCAACUGCUGAGGAAGUGACUUGGCGUGGAAGAUCAUGUGGAGUAGUGCCACCGAGAGCGACAGGCCUCUUGAUAGCAGAUUCCCGUUUGAAUGAGACCCUUGAGAAAACUUCAACUCUCCAGGGAAAAAUUGAUCUGCUUGAGGCUCAUCUUAUCGACUGUAAGGACGUAAUAGCCGCCGUAAGGGAGACCUUCAAGGCAGAAUUGAAGAACAGGGAUGAUAAAACGCCAGCUCAUCACCUGAUAGCUUAUCUGCAGUACAUCAAACUGUCCCGAACACUCGAGAGAAAUCUCGCACUCGUGAGCAUCGCUGAGGCCUCUGAGAAAGCAAAGCCACAGGAUAUUGUUCGACUCUACGAGGCAGCUCUUUAUAACUUGUUGGAAAUGUCGCAGCUGCUGGAUGACGAGGAGUUCAUGAAGGAGCAGGAGGGAAAGAGUAAGGGGUACAGGGCAUUCAGGUGCUUCCACAUGGCCCAGUCCCUGGCUAAUGUUCACAGAUGGGAGGAAGCUAUGGCUCUGUAUCAACGAGCCCUGCAACACACUCUCGACGCCCUCACGGACCAGUCUCUUCUCCCAGAGGAGCUCACAUCCUCCUUAAAAAACCUUGUGAGCUCUAUCGAGGGCGCCCUGAGCGCUGCCCAUGGUCGGAGUGUCCUUGAGAAGGGCGCAGAGGAAGAGGCUGGUACUAUCAAGCAGACGAAGAGCAAGAAACCACUCGUCGAGAGACUCCACGAGUAUAGGGAGGAUAAUUCUUUACUCACCAAACAACCCAAUGUUUUUAAUAUUCCACCUCCGAUGCAGAGCAUUCCUUGUAAACCACUCUUCUUUGAUUUAGCGUUCAAUAUGGUGGAAUUUCCAGAUUUAUCGGAUCAACUUGGUGAUCAAGGGAAAAAGGGACAGGCUGGACUUACUGGAUUUGUUAAGGGAUUGUGGGGGUGGGGAAAUAAGUAAUUGGAAAUUGGGCUUUUUGUAUCGUCUUUGGAUUUGGUUCAUUUCAGAAAUAAAAACAACUUCAUUCAGUGCAAAUAA
Molecule: messenger RNA, 1845 nt
Organism: Diachasmimorpha longicaudata
Lineage: Eukaryota; Metazoa; Arthropoda; Insecta; Hymenoptera; Braconidae
Gene: Srp68
Product: signal recognition particle subunit SRP68
Exons: 3
Coding region: 58-1767 (569 amino acids)
Biological process (GO): SRP-dependent cotranslational protein targeting to membrane
Cellular component (GO): signal recognition particle, endoplasmic reticulum targeting
Molecular function (GO): 7S RNA binding; endoplasmic reticulum signal sequence receptor activity; signal recognition particle binding
Source: RefSeq, a predicted model, not a curated record